GUCACAUUCCAGGAACCGCCGCCAUCUUGACAAUACAAGCUCUGGGAAAAUACGCGUUUCUGUUUGUGAGGUUUUUAUUCCCCUUAAACGUGUUUCAUCAUGGCGAUGCAAGCGGCGAAACGCGCAAAUAUCCGAUUGCCUCCUGAGGUGAACAGAAUACUUUACAUCCGGAAUCUCCCGUACAAAAUCACAGCGGAGGAAAUGUACGAUAUCUUUGGGAAAUACGGACCAAUCCGACAGAUCAGAACUGGAAACACACCUGAAACCAGAGGCACUGCAUACGUGGUUUAUGAGGACAUUUUCGAUGCCAAAAAUGCUUGUGACCAUCUGUCAGGCUUCAACGUCUGCAACCGGUAUCUUGUCGUCCUCUACUACAAUGCAAACAGGGCUUUCCAGAAAAUGGACACCAAAAAGAAGGAAGAGCAGCUGAAGCUACUAAAAGAGAAAUACGGCAUCAACACAGACCCCCCAAAGUGACACUCUGGGAACGAAUACCGACUUUUCUUGUACAUGUUUUGUUGAGCUUUUUUUUUUUUUAAUUGUCGCACAGCUGGAUUGUUUUUAAAUGAUGAGAAAGAAGUAAUUUCUUAAGAAAAUUAUUCUCAGUUGAAAAUUAAAGAUACUGUUUAUGUUCAGUUUAUAUCAUUCACUCUUUUGUCAUAAUCGAAAAUUCAUUCUGGGUGGCGCUUUCCCGGGCUGAGCAAAAUUCCUUCCUCAAGAAAAAUAAAAACGUUUCACCAACA
Molecule: messenger RNA, 743 nt
Organism: Synchiropus splendidus (mandarinfish)
Lineage: Eukaryota; Metazoa; Chordata; Actinopteri; Syngnathiformes; Callionymidae
Gene: sf3b6
Product: splicing factor 3b, subunit 6
Exons: 4
Coding region: 100-477 (125 amino acids)
Cellular component (GO): ribonucleoprotein complex; cytoplasm; nucleus
Molecular function (GO): mRNA binding
Source: RefSeq, a predicted model, not a curated record